AUGACUAAUACCAGCGAUCAGAUGGAUUUGGCUUUUGAGCUUCAAGCAGGGUAUACUAACUCCAAUCUAGCUAAAAGCAACAAGCUUUUGGAAACUGUAAAAGCAUUUGUCCAUUUUGCUGCUUUCAUAGUCACCGGUCUCUUCACUUGCCUCAUUACUGCAACAGUGCAGCACAGCCAGCAUCUGCGGCAGAACCCACGGUACGUCCUGUUGUGUCAACACUGCAUCUGCGUGGCUGGUUUUAACAUCAUGGGUGCAGUUGUGCACGGUCUCCGCAGCCUACAUUGGCCGGUGUCUCGAAUCAUCUGCUGGAUCCUUUUUGACCUGCAGGUGGUGAUGGCACGAGGUCUGAUGAUCACUCUCACAUUAAUGUCCAUCAGCACCUGUCUGUCCAUUUGCAUGCCACUCCGUUACCCCAUUCUGGUCCAGCGUUUCCACCGUUGGGUCAUGCUGGUGGCAUGUCUUCUCGCUUUGCUCAACCCAGUAUUGUUCACCAUCUUAGCCUGUUUGCGCUUUCCAUGGGACUACGUGGUUGGUUUGGACACAGAGUGCUCUACAGCUUUGGAAGGCACUGCUUGCAUAGCCAGUGCUGUUGUGAUGCUGUUACUGAUGGUGCUCCUCAUAAUCAUAAGCUAUGUUGCUAUUUACGUGGAAGGCAGACGUGCUGGUCAUUUCACACGGUCCAACAGUAAGGGUCGCUGCACCAUUCUCAUCCACAGCCUGCAGAUGAGCCUGCACAUCUUGCCCUCACUCAUCAUUAUAUCCCGGCGCCAGGAGACGCUCCCUGUGGCAAUUUCAAUUUUCAUCCUCUUCAGUUUUGUGCAGUCUCUGAGCCCUGUGGUGUUUGGCUUGCGCUGCAAAGAGCUCUACAAGGAGAUGCCACGUUUCUUUCCAUGCCAGAGUAAAGCCUGUGAUUGCUGUGGUCACAUUGGGAGCAUAGAAACUAUCAGCACUGGGACAAUAACUAGUGCAGAAACUGGAGCCAGUACAGAGACUAGCAUCUCCACCUGUAUGGCCAGCAACACCACAUGUAGCAUUAUCACAGAGCGGGAACAUGAGAAUGAGCAGACAAGUGGAACAAGGUGGAACCUAAAAACAUAA
Danio aesculapii is the source of this 1101-nucleotide messenger RNA. Its product is annotated as olfactory receptor 2T11. The record is from RefSeq and is a predicted model, not a curated record. The transcript has 2 exons. Bases 1 to 1101 code for a protein of 366 amino acids. Lineage: Eukaryota; Metazoa; Chordata; Actinopteri; Cypriniformes; Danionidae.